This is a messenger RNA of Pangasianodon hypophthalmus (striped catfish), 6939 nucleotides long. Its product is annotated as serine/arginine repetitive matrix protein 2. Lineage: Eukaryota; Metazoa; Chordata; Actinopteri; Siluriformes; Pangasiidae. The coding region runs from base 16 to 4476 and encodes 1486 amino acids. The record is from RefSeq and is a predicted model, not a curated record. Gene Ontology annotation, molecular function: actin filament binding. The transcript is spliced from 18 exons. Gene Ontology annotation, cellular component: actin cytoskeleton. Gene Ontology annotation, biological process: actin filament organization; positive regulation of substrate adhesion-dependent cell spreading.
UGCCUAUUACCCAUCAUGCCCUUCACCGGUGAUGAGCUUGUGUGUCCAAAGUUCCAGCCCAACAUCUUCGAUUCGUCACGCUGCCAUGAGUGCCUUCGUCUCAAGCACCUGCACACACACACACCUACACACACACCUGAGCAGGUGAAUCCUGUCAGCGAGAGCAGCAGCAGCAGAGAAGAGAAGGAACAGAGCACCAAGGAGGACUCUGAUGACGUGUCGCUGGUGAGUGGAGGCUCUCUGUGUAUCCUCAGUCCCGAGUGUGACCUUUACGUGUGUGACGGAGACGAAAGCGAAGACGAAGACGAACACACCUUUAACAGUCAGUGUGAAGGUGACUCAUCAUCCACUGGUUCUUUCAGUCCUGAAGAAGAGGAAGACUUCUUCUCUCUUCCUCAGAGCAGGAUGACACGUUUGGAUCCCCCACCACACCGGAACAAUCCACGCAUGUGGAUGGAGGAAGCACGGAAUCGAGACAGCUUCGCUCGCCGCUCCUCCGUCCCACAUGUGUCCCCUGUGAGUUCAAAGGUUGACCGAGAUCGAGAAAGUGGAUAUUUCUCUCUGGGUCGUGUGACUGGUGCUCGGACAUUAAGCGAUAAAAGUCCUUCUCCUCAUCGGCAUGCUGAACGUGGACAUCCUUUACCAAGCAACCAAACACCUGAGCCCAAAGCUGCCAUUCCAUUCAGAAAUCCAGACCUUGGCAUUCCUUCACAGAGAAGAACCUCUGAGAUCCAGAAUCCAGAUUUGGUGCCAGAGCCAUUGAACUCCUCUCCAGAACCUGUGGACCUCAGCAUCGAAGUUGAGGCUCAGGCAGGUCCGAGAUCUUUAAGUCCCACACCAUUCAAGCAGGCUGAAUCAUUGGCUGCAUCCCAAAAAAGAGGGUUCCGAGCACCAAAUUCAUCUUCCUCUCAAUUUGGAAAUUUCUUUUCCUCCAAACAAGACUCAGGCUUUUCCCGCUCUUCAUCUCCGUCCCGAAGUUCCUCCCCUUUCAAACGGACCGAGUCUGUCUCCUCGCUAUCGUCCCGUGGCUAUGGGGUGGACAGUGUUUCAGAGAGGCGAGAUCGACAAUCCAAAAGCCCCAAUCGGAAUUCCUUUGGCCAUCAAUCUGAAUCUGAAACCAUUCGGAAAAACUUCAGAACUUUUGCUAGCACAGUCAGUGCCGUCAGUAAUCUCACUAAGUCCAAGUCAAGCCCAUAUGCUGACCUGAGAGCCGGUUUACGGAAGACAGAGCCCACCAGUGGGCAGGGCACUAAAACCCGAAGUCCCUCCCCUGCAAGGCGGAGCCAUGAUGCAGCUGGCCAGUCACUUCUCCAGAAAACAGAAACAAAAAACUUUUCAAAUAGUCAGAAGAAAUGUGAAAGUCGGAACUCCUCACCAUCCAGGAAUAGCAGCCAGUCAAUUUUGCGUAAAGCGGUUGAAGGUUGGCGUAGCGCUUCACCUGUAAGAAAAGGCUAUGGGACUGCCAGCCAACCAGAAAAGAGUCUGGUUUCAAGUGGGCGGAGUCAUAGCAGCACUAGCUCCUCUCCUUCAAGAAGGAGCUUUGAGGCUAGCAGCCUAUCAAUGCAUAAAUCCGAGACCAAAACACACUCCCCCCCAUUAAGGUGGAGCUACGAUACACCUACUAAACAAUCAUCAUUGCAGAAAACUGGGUCAGACCGAUCUUCCCAUAGCCGAAGUCCCUCCCCCUCAAAGCGGGAUUAUGACCCUCCCAGCCAAUCACGUUUUCACAAAUCAGAGAAUAGCAAUUAUUCUGGAUCAAACCGAUCUUCCUAUAACCGAAGUCCCUCCCCUUCAAAGCGGGAUUAUGACCCUCCCAGCCAAUCACGUUUUCACAAAUCAGAGAAUAGCAAUUAUUCUGGAUCAAACCGAUCUUCCUAUAACCGAAGUCCCUCCCCUUCAAAGCGGGAUUAUGACCCUCCUGGCCAAUCACGUUUUCACAAAUCAGAGAAUAGCAAUUAUUCUGGAUCAAACCGUUCGUCCCAUAGCCAAAGUCCCUCCCCCUCAAAGCGGGAUUAUGACCCUCCCGGCCAAUCACGUUUUCACAAGUCAGAGAAUAGCAAUUAUUCUGGAUCAAAUCUUUCUUCCCAUAACCGAAGUCCCUACCCUUCAAAGCGGGAUUAUGACCCUCCCGGCCAAUCACUUUUUCACAAAUCAGAGAACAGCAAUUAUUCUGGAUCAAACCGUUCGUCCCAUAGCCGAAGUCCCUCCCCCUCAAAGCAGGAUUAUGACCCUCCUGGCCAAUCACUUUUCCGAUCAGAGCGCAGCAAUUGUUCUAAAAGUGGGCGGGGACCGAUUAUAUUACACAAAACCGUCAGUGAAUCCAGGAUUGAGUCUGCAUCCUACAUGGGGAAAUCAACUAACAGCAGCACAGCAGGAUCAUGGCAAGGCUCCACCCACUCUCUCCACAGCCCUCCAACAUCCCGUAACUCCUCUCCUUCCAGGAAGUGCAGCGAAAAAAAGCUGGCUGGUGUUCGGAAAUCUGCUCAUGUUUCCUGGAGUACCGGUGACAGGAGGCAGGGUCAGGAUAAUCAUAGCCCCUCCUCCAGGAACAGAAGCCCCUCCCCCUUAAUGAGAAACCACACUUCUUCUCAGAGCUCAAUAGAUUCAAUUAUGUCAAGCGGCUCAUCUGGUCUGAACAGAGAGGAAUAUGCCAUUAUGGCCGACCUUCCAAAGGUCAAGAGGGUCCUCCAGAGGGCAAGGCCAAACGAGAUGGAGGGAAUGGAGAGAGGAAACAGAGAAGAAACGUCAUUAUACAAACCUGCCAGCCACUCCCACACUAAACCCGCCCACAUCACCUGGGACGACAUGAUGGAUCAGCGAGGAAAUCCCUCCCCUACAUACACACCUUCACACACACAGGGAAAUAAGAUGGAGCAGGAGAAGAACGAGAGAGUUCAACAGCCUGAUCUGUUGAACUUUAAGAAGGGAUGGAUGUCCAAACUGGACGAAAGUGGAGAGUGGAAGAAGCACUGGUUUGUGCUGACGGAUGCUGGCCUGAAAUACUACAGAGACUCAGGAGCUGAGGAGAAAGACGAGUUGGAUGGAGAGAUAGAUCUCCGUUCGUGUUUGAAAGUCUCUGAGUUUAAUGUGGAGAAAAACUAUGGCUUUCAGAUACAGACGGCGAGUGGAGUGUUCACUCUCUCGGCUAUGACUGCGGGAAUCAGGAGGAACUGGAUUGAGGUUUUGAGGAAAAACAUCCGACCGAGCAGUACACCGGAUCUCACACAACUUCCAGACAGCACUACUGAUAAAGAAGACUCUCGUCACCAGUCGUCUCGCCGCCAGUCAGAAACCUCCUCCACUCCGGCCCCCACCCAGCGCAAAUUCGAUUACGUCGAGCUCUCUCCUGUAGCCACGCCCACUCAUUCUGCCCCAGCCAAUCAGAGAGAGGCAGGGGAAGGGCAGGUGCGUGAGCACGGCCAGGGACAGGAGGACAAGAGUCGAAACGCGCAGCGGGAGGCGGUGACAUCAUCACGCAAGUGGCCGGGGAAAACUCCGGAACAGAAACGUCUGGAGGAGGAGAUCGAGAGGAAGUGGGAGGAGUUUGAGCGCCUGCCUCUCAAACCGGUGGCGUCACUCUCUGCGUUGGGAUCGCUGCAGAGGGAGGUGGCAUCUCUGACGCAGCAGGCGGAGUGUGUGCGGGGUGAAGGGGGUGUGUGUGUGCGGGGGGGGGUGUGUGAGGGUGGGGUGUGUGUGUGUCGGUGUUGCAGUGUGAGUUUGGAGCAGAUGGAGAGCGCUCACAGACACGCGCUGGAGGAGCUGCAGAGGAAACACCAGCGUCAGACCUCAGAAAUGGAGAGAGAGAAGGAGAGACUGCUGAGCGAGGAGACUCAGGCCACGGCUCGCGCGAUGGAGGCUCUGAGAAAAGCUCAUAAAGAAGAACUGGAGAGAGAAGUGCAGAAAGCUAAACACCUUACAGCACAAACAGCAGAUACACACACUGUCCGAGAGCAGCAACAGCAGGAGCUCGUGGCUCUGAGGCGGGAGCUGGAAGGUUUAUCAGACCGUUACUCUCAGAAAUGCCUGGAACUGAACAGAGAACAACAGAACAACGGAGAGAAAGAACGACAGAUCAGCAUGAAGGAGAGCGAGAUGGAGCAACUGCGCAGAGAAAACCAGGAUCUUCAGUCUCGUUUAACAGAGGAGAUCCGGCGCAUGCGCUCGUUUGUCACAGGUCAGAGGUCAGAGGUCAUCCUCGACAGCAACCAGGGGAGAUCAGUGUGUGAACUGGAGGUGCUGCUCAGAGUGAAGCACAAUGAGGUGGAGUACUUGCACAAAGAGAUCAUGUGCUUAAGGAACGAAGUGCAGUUUCUCAACACGGAGAAGCAGAGUGUGUGUGUGCAGUAUCAGAACAUGUGUGAGGAGCUGAAGGUGAUGAAGGAGAGGAGUGAACGAGAGGUUCAGACCCUUCGAGAACAUCUGAGACUCGCCAUCGCCGCCCUGCAGGAGGAGCGGGGACUGCACAACAGCAUCUAACACACACACACACACACACGCGCACGGCUGGAAGAGAAGAACCAGCAGGACCGUGUGCCUUUUAUUUCUAUCGCGUCAGCCAAUCAGGAGCAGAGAUCUGGGUCAGCUGACUGGUUAUGAUACACUGGAUGGCUUAAAUUUGCAUCUGCACUUUUUUAUUUGUGUGUGUGUGUGUGUGUGUGUGUGUGUGUGUGUUUAAAAAAAAAACUGUAUGUGUGUGUGUGUGUGAGUCUUGCGAUCAUGAAUCUAAAACCUGGACUGAUAUGGAUUAUUUUCUCUCUGGGACCAAACACACACACACACACACACACACACAGAAGUGGGGGUUGGAGUAACGUCUCUAACACACCUGAAGCGGCUCUUCAUUCCCACUCUGUCUCUAACACACCCUCGUCCACGUCACCUACAUCACACAGGUGUGUCCCAAACCACACACCUGCUCUCUACAGGGACGCUCACCAGGUGGACAUGAGCAAGUAAAGCAUGGGGUGGAGCAAUCAGCUAACACACACACACACACUCACACACACUCACACACACACUCACUCACACACACACACACACACACACUCACACACACACACACACACUCAGAGGAGUCGGAAUGUUCAAAGACUGUGAAGUUCUAGAAUAUCUCUGAUCCCAGGAACCCGUAAAGGUUAUGGUGCGCUCAGUGAGAGUUCUCGAAUGCUAAACCUAGAAGGGUCCUAGAGUGGUCAGGAUGGAAGGGUUCUAGAUAUGCAGGUUAAAUAUACUCUAUCUGAAACGGUUCUAGAGUUCUUGACUGGGAAGGGUUCUAGAAUAUACAUCCAGCAAGGGUUAUGGAUCCCUCAAAAACAGUUCUAAAAUUCUAAACCUGGAAAGGUUCUAGAGUGGUCAAGAUGGAAGGUUUGUAGAUAUUCAGUCUGAAAGGGUUCUAGAAUACAGAACCAGGAAGGGUCGUGGACUGCUCAACUAGGCAGAGGUCUAGAAUGCUAAACCUGGAAGGGUUCUAGAGUCCUUGAACUAGAAGGUUUUCUAGAGUUCUUGACUGGGAAGGGUUGUGGACUGCUCAACUAGGCAGAGGUCUUGAAUGCUAAAGGGUUCUAGAAUACAGAACCAGAAAUGGUGUAGACUGCUCAAAUAGUUAAGGGCUCUAGAAUGCUAAACCUGAAAGAGUUCUCGACAGCUCAACCUUUACAAGUUAAGAGUUCUGUGUAAGUGUUAAACCAGGAAGUAUUGAGGCUGAAGAGUUCCAGAAUAUUCCACCAGUGAGACUCGUAGACCGCUUUAACCAGGCUGAGUGUUGUAACCUGCUCAGGCUGGAUAGGUUCUAGAUUAGUCCGAUGGAAAUGGUUCUAGAAUAACGCAAUCAGGAAGGGCUGUGGACUGCACGACUAUGUAAGGCUUCUACAAUCUUAAACAAAGCUGGAGAGCUUCUAAGAUACACAUCCAGGGAAGGUUGUAGCCUGUCCAUCUAAGUAAUGUUAAACCCAGAUGGGUUCUAGAAACCUAGAACCCCUCUAGAGUCUAGAGUGUUCUACCAGGAAAGGCUGUAACCUGCUCAACUAGGUUCUACAGGCUGUUGAGAAAAAUCCAAAAAAACGUGAUACAGAAGCUGAGAAAGCGUGAGGAGCGUGAGAGUGAAGAUGUAGAGCGUAUGCUGUAGAUAAUGAAGUUUCACUCUCAUUGGUCUCUUACUGUUCUGCUAAACCCGAGAGUGCUCUGGGCUCUAGAUUAUUCCACCUGAACGUUCUAGAUCAGGAAAGCACUGCUGUAGAAGUAAGGUAGACUUCUCCAGCGUUCGAGGUGGAAGGUUUCGAGAAGAAUCCAGCAGGGUUGUGGAUUGUGCUACCAGGCGAAGAUCUCGAAUAUUUAGUGUUGUAUUAAAACUCAAUCUGAACUCAGUGAAAUGUUACGGUUUUUACGGUGUUUUAUUGCAUGCGGUUACAGUUACAACAGCUGCAUCAUCUACUGUUUAAAGGAAACUGUUGUCUUGUUGUAGCAGUGCAUUCUGGGUAAGGCUGAUGUAAUAAAACACACACACACACACACACACACUCGUCCCAGAGAAGGUGUUAGAGUUAGGAACAGUAUCAGGACAAGGCCCCGCGGAGCGAGCAGUGAUUAUAGGGUGCGUUAGAGAGGUGUGUAAUGUAGGCUGAUGUGGGAUUAGUCAGUUCUGUAAACACGCACACACACACACACACGCACACACACGCACACACACGUGCGAGCCGUGUUCCGAUGGAGGAGCUGAUGUGAGGUCAGUGUUCGCCAGCAGACAGACCUGCAGUGCCACAGAGAUAACACACCAAAACAUUGCUUCAGUGAGCCAAAGUUACUUUAUGUUCUUUUGUAAGCUAAAACUGGACUUUGUCCUUAUGAACAUGUUUUUUUUUUUUUUUUAAUUUAAAGCAGUAUAUGUAAAAUAAUGAUGUUUCAUACUCAAUAUCAAUAAAAUGAUCAUUGUGUUUUACUUCA